Molecule: messenger RNA, 1947 nt
Organism: Microdochium trichocladiopsis
Lineage: Eukaryota; Fungi; Ascomycota; Sordariomycetes; Xylariales; Microdochiaceae
Product: P-loop containing nucleoside triphosphate hydrolase protein
Exons: 2
Molecular function (GO): ATP binding; ATP hydrolysis activity
Source: RefSeq, a predicted model, not a curated record
UUCAUGAUUGUCAAGUCGCCGCACCUCAACAACGCAAUCCGGGCCGUCGUCGACUACUACCCGGCCAUCGACCUGCAGGGCUCCUCGAUCAGCAUCCCAGCGCCGUACCAGGUGCUGUACCACCACCGCGAUGCUCUCGCCCGCUACAAGACCAGGCAGCCCGAGACGCACGACUCCGAGUACGCCAUCACGACGGCCAAGCACAUCGACGUGCUGCUUAACUUCCUGGACCAGAGCUGGGGCCAGGAAAUCCGGGACGAGCAGGCCCUCCACCAGCGGGCCCUGCCCACUGCCACAAAUGACAAGCUCUGGAUGCUCUUCAAGCCGGGCGAGGUCGUCUUCAGCAAGUGUGCCGGCAAGUGGACUGCCUAUGUCGUCUCCCAGUUCCAGCUAGGUGCUCUCGUGGUGGGAGGCCACCCAUUGGCCCAUCGCGUUCAUGCCUGGAAGCUUACAUAUUCGGGUGACUCGUUCCUUCGUACCAUGCACGAGCUCAAGAUUGAGGCGUUCCGGGGCGAGCAGGCCAUCACCAACCUCGCCGUCAUCCCAGCGAGGUUCUUCCGCGGGGCUGAUGGGAAAGAGGAGCCCAGUGCUGUGCUCGCAGAGCAGGUCCGCCUGGGUAAGCUCGCCUGGGAGCUCACCAAGAGCCCGGCAUACAUGUCGUACGAGGGCAACCUGGCCACGCACGAGCGCGACGACGACGAAUGGAGUCACCCGACAAACACGACGGGCUUCAUGUCCGGCAGGGUCAUGGUCGAUUGUAACGGCCCCGACGGACCAGGCUACAGGGGAGAGUACGAAGUCCGGCGGCGCAGCAGCAGACCUCCUCGGCCGGGCGUUCGCGAGGUUCAUACCCCGAUCGACUCGCUGCCAUACUUUGCUGCUCGCUGUAACUGCGAGGCUUGCAGCAGCCGCGAGUCGGACUCUUCCCUGAGCCCAUUCGCCGAGUUUGAAGAUAUACGUCCCAAGGAUGACGAGAUGCCCACCAACGACUUGUACUUCGUAGCCAUCUACAAGGUCGUUGACGGCUUCAUCUUGGGCGAGAGGCGCUGGGCAUCUCUCAACGUCGACCAGCUGCGCGAAGUCGAGUUUGACCGGGAGGCUUUCAAGUUCCUCGUCCUCGACGAUGAGAUCAAGAUGACGGUCAAGGCCCUCAUUGGCAAGUUCGCAAGUGUGCAAGGCCGUGUCAGCCCCUGGCCCAACGACUUUGUCAGAAACAAGGGCCAGGGCCGCAUCUUCCUUCUUCAUGGCUCCCCCGGUGUGGGCAAGACCUGCACCGCCGAGGCGACGGCGGAGCUAGCCCGCCGACCUCUGAUCUCCUUGACUGCAGGCGAUCUAGGAAGGCACGGCCAGGGAGUCGAGCGAAGCCUCGACUAUUUCCUGAAGCUCGGAGAGCGAUUCGGCGCCAUUGUGCUUCUCGACGAGGCCGACGUGUACCUUGAGCGGCGCCGGACGAGCGACAUUGCCCGGAAUGGUCUGGUGUCCGUGUUCCUCCGCGCGCUUGAAUACUACCGUGGCGUGCUUUUCCUCACCACCAACCGCGUCGAGACUUUUGACGCAGCCUUCACCUCCCGGAUCCACGUCGCACUGCACUAUGGCCCGCUCACGGACGAGCAUCGUGAGAAGAUCUGGCUCAACAGCUUCGAGCGGCUUGAACGCGACAGCGAAGGCAAGGUCCAUAUCAGCGUAGCCACACGCGAAUACGUCUACGAUAGUCGGGACGUCCAGUCGCUCAGGUGGAACGGCCGAGAGAUCCGCAAUGCCCUCCAGACCGCCGUGGCCCUAGCAGAGGCUGAAGCACUUGCUGCCAGCCACAGCAAGAUCACGGUCACUGACAAGCACCUGCGCGCAGUGGUCAAGAUGAGCCGCGGAUUCAAGAUGUUCUCGGCCGAGCGACAGCGGCGUGGCAGCGUUAGCGAUGACGAGAUCGACAGUGAGAGGAACGACGAC